AUGCGCGCGGUCCUCGCGCUCCGCGCGCCCGCGACGGCGCGCGCGUCGACCCCCGCGCGCGUCGAGAAGACCCCUCCCGCCGCGCCGCCGCCGCGAUCGUCGCGCGGCGGCGGCGUCGCGGCGGCGGUCGCGCUCUCCGCCGCGGUGACGCUCGCGUCGCCGUCGCUCGCGGCCACGCCGCAGACCAUGUACGUCGCCGGCGGAGCCAACGUCUUCCUCGAGAAGGAGUUCAACGACCUGCGAUACGCGGGCGUGUUGGACGUCGUCCCCGGGCUCGCGACGGGCGUGAACGACGACGGGACGCCCGUGGAGGCGGUCGCGGUGACGUACGACGCGGACAGGCUCGCGAAGAGAGAGGCGGGGCGGACGCAGGUCACGUCCGCGCACGAGGUUCUGAUGCGCGUGUACUGGAAGCGCGCGGACCCGACGCGGACGGACGGGCAGUUCAAGGAGAACGGCGCGAGGUACCGCCCCGCGAUCUGGGUCUCGAACGCGGAGGAGCGCGCGGAGGUGGAGACGAACGCGAGGCGGCUCGCGGCCAGCGGCGUGUACGGCGGUAAUAGGGGGGAGGCGACCGCAGCGAUCGCGAUUCCGAUCCUCAACACGCCGCCGCCGUCGUUCGCGCCGGCGCCGGCGGAGGACUUCGGCAAGCUCGCGAAGAAUCCGAAGCUCUUCGAGAAGGAGCAGAAGACGCGCGACGCGGCGUUUAAAGACCUGUGGGGGUUCGUGCAGUUCUGCGCAGAUCGCGUGUGCGGGUACGUGCGGUUCGCGCCCAAGUGCGUCGGGGAGUGCCUCGACGUCUUUCCCGAGUACCGCGAGCGCAACUUCGGCGUCCCGGAGCUCACGGGGAACAUCAAGAUCACGAGCAAGUGAACGUCUUCUUGGGCUAGAGUACAGUGGGGUGCCCUAAGUUCGUACGCUUAAGGGGUGCGACUUUGACCCCAGGGCUUGGCUUGAAAGUCGCUUGCGCACUAUACGGCAACGUGUGAGAAAUCGAAUCCGGUCGCUAC
Messenger RNA from Micromonas pusilla CCMP1545, 1010 nucleotides. RefSeq lists its product as uncharacterized. NCBI's taxonomy places the organism in Eukaryota, Viridiplantae, Chlorophyta, Mamiellophyceae, Mamiellales, Mamiellaceae. The transcript has a single exon. The record is from RefSeq and is a predicted model, not a curated record. Bases 1 to 873 code for a protein of 290 amino acids. Gene Ontology annotation, molecular function: peptide-methionine (S)-S-oxide reductase activity.